Molecule: messenger RNA, 7064 nt
Organism: Strongylocentrotus purpuratus (purple sea urchin)
Lineage: Eukaryota; Metazoa; Echinodermata; Echinoidea; Camarodonta; Strongylocentrotidae
Exons: 3
Coding region: 421-5295 (1624 amino acids)
Source: RefSeq, a predicted model, not a curated record
UUAGACUGUGGGCUGACACCUGAAAAUCACCCGUUUCGUGACCCAUCAUUUAGCACCACACUUUGUCAGCUGUAAUAUUUUCUUAAAAAUAAGCAAAUACAUCUGAAACCACUUGCCAAUCCCAACUCUUACAAAAUAACAUGAAAAUGAAUAAAAACUAUCCAUGAUUAGUGUAUAUGAAUAUUAGUGAACAGCAUGCAUAUGGACCCUACACACACACAGCAAGCCCAUGUACAUAUGCAUGCAUGUUGUGUUGUGUGUACGUGUGUGUAGCUUCUCUAUGUAUGGGAAGUAGACAGUCCAGUAUACAGUGCAUGCAAACUGAGCAGGCUCGUACAAUGAUUCAGGUUGGUUGUCCUACAUAAAUAUUGUAUGUGUGCUGUAUACAUGUAGCCUAGCAUGUAAACAACAUGGACAAGGAUGGAUGUGAAGGCUUCUCAAUCAAUAUCUGCUACCAAAAAGGCCUUUUGUUGUAUGCAUUUAUGUUCUGAUCAAGAUGGAAAAGUCAUAGUUUUUCAGUCUAGAGGAUGGUCCAAGUUUCUGAACUGUUGCCUUCGCUGGAUCAAGAUUUCUGGUUCAAGAGAAGCUGAUAUUGCAAGAAAGACUGCCAAUCAAUUGAGCAUAGACCUUAAUAGCCCAAAUGUUGAAGAUACACCUCUACCAAAAGACUGCUACGCUGGUUAUCAUCUUGGGUGCUACCAGACUUUUUGUCAUGUCGGAAAGAUUCAGAGGGCAGAGUCAAGAAAGAGGAAAUGUGAUGAAAGUGAAGAUGCUGAUGUUGAAUCUUCAACAGAAGACAUCGAUGUCCCAUCGACAUCUGCUCCACCCAGGAAGCUUCUACGCUCCAGUGUGUCCCCAACAAAGUCUCGCAAUGUCCUUCCUAAAGAGUGCAUCAUCUGUAGGAAAAUGCGAUGGCUCACUGACAGGAUUAGUAGUAAGAGGUAUCCUAUCCCACUGGUUAUGUGUGAGCGGAUAAAUGCAGCAAAUUUUCUGCAAGCAGCUGAAAAACGGAAACAUUCACGCAUAUUAACCCAGAUACGUGGGAAGGACAUGGUUGCUGUUGAAGUCCGGUAUCACAAACUUUGUUACCGUGAGUUUGUGAGAUGCGUCUCUAAAGAAGAUCAGCUUGACACGGAUGCAGAAAGUAUGCACUUGUAUAGUGCAUCAUUCAGUGAACUCGCUUCAAUUGUUCAAAAGAGAAUUGUUCAAGGCAAGGAACUCCUUCGUCUGACAACUUUGAAACAGAUGUUCAUUAAGAUUGCAAAAAGAGUAGAGGGAGUAGAUGUAUCUGGGUACAAAACAUCAAGACUCAAAAAGCUGCUUAAAGAUGCAUUCCCUGAGCUUCUCUUUGUGUCACCACGGAAGAAGAAUGAGAGCGACAUUGUUAUGACAUCGGAGAUGGAGGCAGAAGCCUUAGCAGAACAGGCAGUUCAAGACCAGUCCACCAGCACAAGUGAAGACUCGCAAUCAUCAUGUGAUGACGAACCCAAACAGAUUUCUACUGACGCCCAACAUGGGCAGCUUCGUACACUUUUCCAUGCAUCACAGAUCCUCAAGGAGAGCAUUCAGUCUGCAUGUACCAAGCAUCGAGAGCAAGUCAAGUGGCCUCCAGUUGCAAGUGACCUUUCUCUCCAGUCUGCCGAGGAAGCAACUCCAAGCAUGUUAUUCAACUUCUUGUCCUGGGUUGUAGAUGCAUCAGAAGAUUUAGAACUGUCAGGUUUUGUAAGAACAGGUGUAGAUGAAAAGAGAAAGUUACUAUCUAUUUGUCAAGAUGUAAUGUAUAUGAAUUGUAAGGGUAAAGUAAUCUUUCCUAAACACUCAUCACUAGCCAUGACAGUUAGACACAUGACAGGGUCAGCAAAGCUGAUUGGCAUUCUGAAUGGCCUCGGACAUUGCACGUCACAUUCGAUGGUCUUAGAGCAUGACACUGCCCUUGCCACAAAGCAGCUUUCAAGAGGAGAUGAAGUUUUGCCAGAAGGUGUGACACCAAAGUUCACCACGCUAGUCUGGGACAACAUUGAUUUCUCAGAAGAGACCAUAUCAGGAAAGGGAACAACGCAUUCCACUAAUGGUAUUCUGAUCCAGAGUGGAAAACCUGAGGUAGUGAAUGACCAACGCCCAUCUGUCCCAAGAUCCCAUAAACGGUCAAUUACUGCCCCUGCUUCAUCCCUUGUAUCAUACUUUGGUUCAGGGAAGAAGGGUCCAGCACCGUUCGGGCAAGACCUGGACAUAACAGAAAACCGUAGAGAAUCAUAUCUGCUGUCGGCAAAGAAGAAGGAACUAGCGUUCCGCCUAUCUCGCAUUCAAGGACAAAGAGGUUCUUUACUCCCAAGCUGGACUGGAUAUAACACACAGUUGGACCAAGCAAAGCCAAAAAUAUCCAGUGUAUACUAUCUUCCAGCCAUUGAUGCCUCGCCCACUCUAAUGGACACGAUCAAUACAAUUCUAGUGAAGAGCGUAAAGAUAUGCACCCUCCUUCAGCAAGAGUCCAUCGUCAUUGUCUGUGAUCAGGCCAUUUACAGUAAGGCCCAGCAAAUACGCUGGAAAGAUGACCACCUCAUGGCUAGAACUGUCAUCAGAAUGGGAGAGUUUCACACAAGCAUGAAUUUCCUUGCAAGUCUUGGGAAACGUUUCAGAGAUGCUGGACUACAAGACAUAAUCAUUGAGAGUGGACUUGUUGCUGAAGGUUCUGCAAAUGGAGUUCUUUGUGGGCGUCAGUAUAACAGGAGCAUAAGGAUGCACAAAAUCGUUAGCGAAGCGAUGGAACACUUGCGUUGGCAGGCAUUCAUCAAAUCCCAUGAUGGUGAUGAAGAACAAGAGGAAGCAUCCAACACUGUGGAAAAGCUGCAAGCUACUUUCCCAUCACUCCUCCACAAGCAACUUGUGAAUGAUGAAGAGUUUGGCAGCUUACAAGCAAGGUACGAAAAGUUUGUAGUGGAAAAAUCUUCUUCGCCAACAUUUGCCUUCUGGUCCUCCUAUAUAGACAUGGUAGAGCACCUGCUUCUCUUCAUCAGAGCAACAAAAGAAGGAAAUUGGUUGUUGCACUUGUCUUCUGUGAGAGGACUGCUUCCAUGGUUUUUCGCAUAUGACCACAUCAAUUACUCGAGAUAUCUACCAGCCUAUUGGAUGGAAAUGAAGCAACUCCCCGAGACUCAUCCAUCUGUUCACAAUGCAUUCCUCGAAGGCCAGUUUGCUGUCGUUCGCCAAGACAGGCAUGGAUUUGCUGGGAUUCCUGGGGACCAGACAAUCGAGCAAACAAUCAACAGAGACACGAAGACUCAGGGAGGAGUAAUAGGGUUUAGUAACUCCAGAGGUUCCUACCACAGAUGGGUAUUGUCUCAUCAUAUUAGAGCAGCCAUACAGCACCAGUGUGCAAGCAUGGCUGGGAAGAGUGAUUCGUCAGCCGCAGUCAAAGAUCUCCAGCAGCACCGUAUCAAGAAAGAUAACGAGGACAUUCAAGCUGUCUGUGAUACGAUUGAGAAAAUGGUAAACCCAUUUGAGGAAACCAGUGACUGUUUGUUACAUAUAUCAUCCGGCAUUGUUGCUACAGAAGAGGUUAAGAAUGACUUGCUACUUGCCCAUAGCCGCGGUCAAUGUGAAACCGAAGAAUAUCUUCAAGAGAGACUUCAGUCAGGGACCAAAGACCUGUUCAUCACAAUCAAACAGAAAAAACUCAAAACCUUCACAACAAUGAAGAAGAAGGAAGCAUCAAAAAAGCUAUGUAAACAGGGAAAAACAUCUGCCGAUAAGAGUAUGUUGGCCAAACUGCUUAUUGCUUCCCGGAGUCGAGACAUUGACAUCCAAGAUCUGAUGAGGUACACACUAACAACUUAUCCUUUGGCCUUGGGAACAGACGAAGGGAACUUGGUUAAAACCAACAAAGCCAGUUUGCUUCGACAUUUUGAAGGAAAAAGUGUUUCAGGUUCAGAUGAACCAGUUAUCCCAAAAGGAACAGUUUGGGUGGUUGAUGGAAUGGCCCUCAUUCAAGAAAUGGGUGGUCGCAUUUCGUCAUUAAUGACCUUUGGGAAUCUUGCUGACUGUAUCCUCAAAAAGCUCAUAGGAUUGGCUAAUAAUUUGUACUCCAACUCGAUCCACUUUGUAACUGAUCGAUACCCGUCCAUUUCAAUAAAAGGUGGAGAGCGAGGCAAACGAGCAGCCGGAGGAACAGAGAGGAUAAAGAUCUACAGCAAAGACCAGCCUAUCCCUCUUCAGUGGACGAAAUACAUCGCAUGUGGUGCAAACAAGGAGGAAUUAGUGGAGUUCUUGUUCAACACAUGGAGACAAACCAGUCCAGAUGAGUUUAAGAAUGUGGAAGUAUUUCUAGCUCAUGGAACCACAUGCCAUUCUCUCUGCCCUCAGAAUGGGGAAUUAGUCGUUUGUGAUAUACCAGACCUCCACGCAGACCACGAAGAAGCAGAUACUCGGUUACUUCUUCACUGUGCGUAUGCAUCGCAAAGACAGGCUUCCUCAGAAGAUGAGACACAAAAGGCAGUCAUUAUAAGGAGCCCUGAUACUGAUGUCUUCAUCAUUGCCCUUGCUUUGGUUGGAAACAUUCAAAGUCGUGUUCUCUUUCACACUGGACGAGGAACUCAGGCUCGAACUAUAGAUUUGACAUCACUCUCAGAGGAUUUAGGUACUGAUGUUACCAAUGCCUUAAUAGGGCUUCACUGUUUUACAGGGUGCGACUCUGUAAGUGCAUUCUAUGGCAAAGGUAAAAUCAAAGCUCUUAAGUUAAUGUUGGAGGAGAGGAGAUUUGUACAGGUAUUUGGUGAAGUAGGACAACAUUUUGAAUUGUCUGGAAACCUGAAUGAGAAACUAGAAGAAUUUGUCUGUGCUCUGUAUGGACGCAAGGAAGAAAAAAGUAUCAAUCUAGUGCGGUACAAUAUGUUCAGGUUAGAAUGCAAGUUUGAACAUUCACUUCCCCCUAAUCAGGACUCAUUGCAUGAGCAUGCUAAGCGAGCCAACUACCAGGCUGCUAUUCACAGGCGAGCCACAAACAAGUUAAUAAAUGCCCCGAAUCCAACAUGUUGUGGUUGGGCAAUGGAAAAGGGUGACCUUGUCAUCAAAUGGGGAAACCUUCCUCCUGCACCAGGAAACUUUCUUGGGCAGUUGAAGUGCAAGUGCAAAAAGAGUCAUUGUAGUACAAGACAGUGUGAAUGUCGUAAAAAUAAGAUACCGUGCACUGAUAUGUGCAAUUGUGAAAGAUGUGAAAAUCAAGUUGCUAACACUGCUGAAGAGCAAGAAGAAGAAGAGGAAGAAGAAGAUGAAGAUAAUGAAGACUCUGAUUUUGAGUAAGAAGGAAGGGUGUCAUUGUUGAAAAACAAUCCAGUGAAUAAGUUCAUUUAGUUUAAUAUUUCGACACCUUGUAAAUUACUUGUUGGUACAUGUAUGUUGUAUUAAUAGUAUUUAUUAUUCAUAUUGCUUUUGUGUUGCAAUUUGAUGCUCCACAGCUGCAAAUGGGAUUAGAAGUUGAAAUAAUAAUACAUUUGUUAAAAUAGCAUAUGUUCCACAUAUCAUUUUCAUCAUGUGAAAUUAUUUUCUUGUGAAUUAUUCCAAAGGUUAAAUGGUAGAAGAAAUGGGGGACUCAGAUGAUAUGUUGUGUCAUUGAAAAGGAUGCAGCAAAGGAUUUUAUUAAGUUUCAUAAAACUUAAUAAUGCGUUUAUAUUGACAAGAAGUGUUGGGUGAUCAAUACAUUUUGAUGCUGCAUAGCCGGGGAAAAGUAAUAGCAUGGGCUACUAGUAUCCGAUUUGGAAAGCAUGUAUCAUUUGCUGUAUGAUAUUUGUGUGUCCCUGAUUUAUUCUUGUGAAUUUUUCAGAUUUUGUUUCUCCAUAACUUAUUUUCAUGCAUCCUCAUUGAACACCAACCUACUUUUGAAGCAUAUUUUUACAAAUGACUGAAAUGAUUUCACUUAAAUUCUCUUACUGCGUUACAUUACAGAUUGGUGUGUAAAUGAUUGUUAUACAUGUACACUUCAACUAAAAUGAACUCAAAAGUAUGAGAAAUUCCUGUUUAUACAAUAACUGCAGUUACGUUGUAUGAUGUAUUGCAGUAUUUUAAAGAUACGAAUGGGGAUUGAUUAAAUGUUGUUGCUCAUGUGUAAAACUCCAUUAUAUAACACAGUGAGACAUUCACUUGUAAUUUGUGUAGCAUUGUAUUGAAAUUAUUUGUCCCCUCUAGAUGAAAUGGGAAAUUUUGCAAGAAUGUGAAUACGAAAACCCAAAGCAAAGAACAAAUAUUGUAUUAUGCUUAUUAUAACUUGAAAUGUAAGUACAUACAGUGUUCACUUUAUGUCUGAGAGGAAAGUCAAUACAUGUAUUUCUUAUUUUUCUUUAUUAAUCACCUGGAGGAAGUGUUAAAUGAUCAGAUAGUGACAACCGUUCCUAAAUGUAGGAGGGCACCAACUGGUGGUAUGAAUUGGACCUGUGCAAGAUGGGUCUUAAUAAGAAUGUCCAGUAUGCUUUUUGAUACUAGUACAUGUUAACUUAUCUAUGUAUAGGACUUGUUUACACGUAUGUCCUCAAUCCAGCUACUGUAUACAACAUGAACACAUACUUUUUAUGCUAAGAUCUGUAUAUUUCAGAAAAGUUUUUUUGUCAACAUUUAUGUAAAUAUCCUCACUUACAUGUACAAGUGAUUAUUAGUGUUUUCACUUGUCAAUAUGAGUAUCUGGUUUGUGAGGUGUUUUUUUUUUCUUCUUCACUAAGUAUGCUAAGCAUUACAAGUACCGGUAUGGAAAUUGAAAUGCAGUGAACAGUGCAGAGUGCCAAACAGACAUCCGUAAAAGACAUGUUAUCACUUCUCUCAACCUUUUUGUGGGGGGUGGAAUAUUUUUAACCAUUUAAAGUUUAUCAUCUUUGCUCUUUGCCAAAGAUUUUUUUCUCUCUGUUGAACAAUCGAUGGGACACCAAAACAAGCAAAUAUGAAUCAUCAUUGUCAAGUAUAUUACAUGUAGCACUGACAUAAAAUGAAAUUAUUUUGUUUGUAAAAGAAAUUUGAAAGCAUGCUUCAAACUCAUAAGUCUUGUGAGAAUUAAAAAUGCCAAAUGAAUGUGUAAACAAAUCAAA